This is a messenger RNA of Staurois parvus, 173 nucleotides long. Lineage: Eukaryota; Metazoa; Chordata; Amphibia; Anura; Ranidae. The record is from the annotation of a GenBank genome assembly.
UGCCCCAUUGUUGGUGUCAGUGGGGGGAGGAAUAGUGCCCCAUCGUUGGUGUCAGUGUGUGGGGGAAUAGUGCCCCAUCGUUGGUGUCAGUUGGGGGGAGGAAUAGUGCCCCAUCAUUGGUGUCAGUGGGAGGAAUAGUGCCCCAUCAUUGGUGUCAGUGGGGAGAGGAAUAG